UCUGCUCAGCCCUCCGUCCGACCUCACUUCUUCUGCCGCCACCAAAACUACAGCAAAAUGACACACUUUCAACCACUUUCUCCUGUUUAAAAUGCGGAUUAACGAGCGAAAAACCAGCCAGUGAACCACGGCCUCUGUCGGGGGAGGAAAUGCAGCUCGAAGGUGGCAAAGCAGCCCCCGAGAGCCCCGCUGGAGGAAGUAGCGCCGCCGCCGCCGCCGCGCAGAAUUCAGUACAUGUGAACGGACAUACUGUCACUCAAAAUGGUCACAACCCAGCAGCUACACCGUCACCACAACCACAGGUUGAAUCUGGAGCCCAGAGUCCUGUACCCGCCACGACCCUCCCGAGGGAGCAGUGGGGUGGAAAGUAUGAGUUCCUGCUCUCCUGCAUCGGGUACUGCGUGGGACUGGGGAACGUGUGGCGGUUCCCAUAUCUUUGUUACCGCAACGGAGGAGGUGUGUUCCUCAUCCCAUACUUCAUCAUGCUCUUUGUUACGGGUGUUCCACUCUUCCUCAUGGAGCUGAGUUUAGGCCAGUAUGGAGCAGCUGGCCCCAUCACUGUGUGGAAAUGCUGCCCUCUGCUCAAAGGUAUUGGCAUUGGGAUGCUCUGUGUGUCCACGUUGGUGUGUCUCUACUAUAACGUCAUCAUAGCGUGGACCUUUUACUACCUGGGCAGCUCGUUCCAGAGCCCCCUGCCCUGGUCAUGUGACGCUGUGGCCAACGUAGCUCUCUGUAGUAACAGGACCACCGGCAACAGCUCCACUGAUAAAACCCUCAGCCCCACGGAGUUCUUCUGGAAUGAGCGCGUGCUGGGCGUCGUACACAGCGAGGGCCUUCAUGACCCGGGUCCUGUCCGGUGGCAGCUGGCGCUGUGCCUGCUAGCUGCCUGGAUCAUCAUCUUCCUGUGUAUGCUCAAGGGCAUCCGCAGUUCCGGCAAGGUGGUUUAUGUUACAGCUACCUUCCCGUACUUUGUGCUCAUUGUUCUGAUCAUCAGAGGCGCGACGCUGGAGGGUUCACUCCAGGGUGUUGCUUUCUACCUCACACCGGACUGGGGUCGCUUAGCUAACGCACAGGUGUGGAAUGACGCAGCCUCGCAGAUCUUCUACUCGUUAGGUAUUGGAGUGGGAGGGCUGCUUUCUAUGGCCUCUUACAACAAGUUUGACAACAAUGUCAUUAGGGACACUCUGAUAAUCACCACAGGCAACUGCAGCACCAGCUUCUUUGCAGGAUUUGCUAUUUUCUCAAUCCUGGGUCACAUGGCUUGGAGGAAGGGAGUACCUGUUUCAAAGGUGGCAGACACAGGUCCUGGGCUGGCCUUUGUUGCUUACCCAGAAGCCCUCGCUCUGCUGCCAGGCUCAGUCUUCUGGUCCAUUCUGUUCUUCCUCAUGCUCUUUAUGCUGGGCAUCGAUACGCUGUUUGGCAACAUGGAGGGCAUCACUACGGCCGUGCUGGACGAGUUUCCACACCUCAGACAGAACACGCUGCACAAGUCCUUGUUCCUGGGCGUUCUGUGUUUUUGCUUCUACCUGAUGGGCCUCCUGUUGGUGACCAAUGGAGGGAUUUACUGGUUCACUCUCAUUGACUCCUUCGCUACUAGCUUCGGCCUCAUCAUCAUCGCCCUCUUCAUGUGCAUUGGCAUCUCCUUCUUCUAUGGAGUCAACCAGUUCUGUCAAGACAUUAUUGAUAUGAUUUGCCACUGCCCUCCCUGGUGCAGCAAAGUGCUGCUUUACUUCAAAGCAUGCUGGGUGUUCUGUACGCCAUUUCUUCUGCUGUUCAUCCUGACCUACAUCUUCAUUGAGAUGUACAACACGUCGCUCCGCUACGGCGACUACGUGUAUCCACGGUGGGGCAAAGCGUUGGGCGUGUGCAUGGGAGCGACCUGCUGCCUACAGAUCCUCAUCUGGGCCAUUGUGGCCAUCAGCAGGGAAACUGGGACGCUGAAAGACCGUUUUCAGAAAGCAAUUCGACCUCUGAAUUCCUGGAGGGUAAAUAACUUGAACAGCACUGGCGGGAGAACAGAGGCACGCAUGGAGCCCGAGAGAGUAGAGGCGCCGUUCACGGUCACACUCACGGACAUGGACUAUACUGCCAUGACAUGGGAGGCGUAACAACACCGAGAUCAGAGAUGAACUCACAACGAUGAGCAAACUAUGUUAUGAAGAGACAGCGGAAUUUAUUAUUUUGUAUUUCGCCCCAGCUUGGCCCUGGUGGCUGCGUCUGAUCUGACUGUGUCCUGCAGGGCAGUGUGGAAUAAUUGCUUUAUUUAUACCACUGUGUAUAUAUGAAUAGCAAUCUUAAGAAGUUUUUAAAAUUUUUUUUUUACAUUGAAUAGAAUGUAAGGUUACAGAGGUAAAGUCUGGAUCAUCUUCAUCUUACAGGGUGUAGCAGGAUUCCACUAGGAUAUCUUGCAUGUUUUAUUUAUUAUCAUAGUACAGUGAAUUUUCAGAGGGACCAGAUUUUAUUUGUUAUGUGGAAGGAGGAAGGACAACAAAAGUGCAGCUUCUUUACUGUUACCCUCCACAUCAUGAUGGACCUGGACAAGUGACCUCAAAUCAUCAGUGUGCCAGAUGAAAUGGUGCUGACGAUGCAGCUGCAGUGCGUCAGGAACACUUAUAUUCCAUUUGACAUUUUUAGAAUUCCCCAUCUUUAGAAUAAAUAAAUAAAGUAAACAUUGACUUGCCAAAUGAACUGUUUUUCAAUGUACUGUUCUGGUGUCCAAGAGAGGAGACACUCAGAUGUCUUAUCUGAUAAUUUCCAUUUAAAAUGAGCGGUUUUCACAGAUUUCUGUGGAAAUUGUAGUAAUUUAUUCACUUAUUUGACUAAAAAACUAUCUCCAGAAUCUACUGAAAGUGCCAUAAUAACAACUAAAUUCUACAGUAGUGUUGUAGACAUGCUUUUAAGUGGGACAUCUUAAAUAGUCCAUUGUCUCUUGAGUAAAAAAGGAAGACAAGUCAGUGGGUAUCUACACACACUUCUUUACUUGACUAGAACUUGGCUUUGACUGUUCUUCAUUGUCGGUUUCCCCUCCCUGCCGUUUAUUAGAGAAACCUCAUUAAGUCUGUUUGCUAAAUGAAUUGCCUUGAGUAAAUGGUUGUUUUCAUGCUAUCAACUUUAUUAUCAUUUCUCACAACUUUUGAGGGCGUAAAUGUUAAUCACUCUGUAGGAAUGCUCAGAGAAGACAGCAAAAUUGAUUGUUAAAAUGUUAGUUACUGGCAAAUUAGCCAUGCUGCUCACUUUUAAAAACCUUGCUGGACAAUCAGAUUCAUUAAUUUUUUUCCAGAUGCUUUGCUAGAUACGCCCAAUGAUAUUGGCACACAAAGGAAUUAAUGAAGGGUUACAAAAAUACCACACCCACAUGAGUCUGCUUGGACAUACCAGUCAAAUGAAUGGGUUGUGCAUCUCUUGAAGGGACUGAAUGAAUGAGGUCAUCUCCGGUGAAUAACAUCACAGCACGCAAGGUUCUUAUUGAAGUUUUGAUCCUGUUUCUAUCAUUAAAGACGAAAACACCUCCGCCAUUCUCCAGGCUAAGCUCUCAAAAGUUCUUUUUUGGAAUGUUUGGAAUGUCAAUGUUUUAAAAAAAAACAAAAACUCCAACACGUUAAGCUGUUUUUGUGUAUUUAUAAUAAGGAUUUUUUCUUUCAAAUGAUCUUUUAAGCAGGAUCACUACUUUUAAACCAAGACCAUUUUAUCAUCAUUUGUUUUUGAAUCUUAUGUAAUGAAACUCCUCCAUCUGUUUCACCUUUGUACACAAUGCUGCCAUUCUUAUGUAUACCUCUGUGCAUAAAGGUUGCGUAUUCUUAUCA
Messenger RNA from Stegastes partitus (bicolor damselfish), 3803 nucleotides. RefSeq names its product solute carrier family 6 member 7 (gene slc6a7). Gene Ontology annotation, cellular component: plasma membrane. The record is from RefSeq and is a predicted model, not a curated record. Lineage: Eukaryota; Metazoa; Chordata; Actinopteri; Pomacentridae. Gene Ontology annotation, biological process: amino acid import across plasma membrane; sodium ion transmembrane transport; nitrogen compound transport. Gene Ontology annotation, molecular function: amino acid:sodium symporter activity. The transcript is spliced from 14 exons. The coding region runs from base 150 to 2108 and encodes 652 amino acids.